Tetranychus urticae (two-spotted spider mite) is the source of this 1041-nucleotide messenger RNA. It is a transcript of the gene MagR, whose product is annotated as Iron-sulfur cluster assembly 1 homolog MagR. Gene Ontology annotation, cellular component: mitochondrion; cytoplasm. Gene Ontology annotation, biological process: iron-sulfur cluster assembly. NCBI's taxonomy places the organism in Eukaryota, Metazoa, Arthropoda, Arachnida, Trombidiformes, Tetranychidae. Gene Ontology annotation, molecular function: 2 iron, 2 sulfur cluster binding. The record is from RefSeq and is a predicted model, not a curated record.
UGCCUCUUUGUCCUUUUCCGACCAGGCGAAGUCAAUAAAAUAAUCAUUCAUAAUCCUCGAAAUUGUGUUUUUCAGUUUCUUUGGCUCCGCAUUCAGCACUGAAAGUAUAUUUGAUUGUCCUUGGUUCCUCUGUCAACUCAAUUUCAUUGUUCAUCUCAUCAUCGUCUCUCUUGUUUAUCCUGAUACCAGCACAAGCUCUGAAAGUUUCAUUCCCAGUGUUAGUUGUUCCUUGAUUGCCAAAAGUAUAAUCCCAUUGGAGUAUACAUCAAACCCAGGUUAAAUUACCAGGAAGAAUCGGUGUAAAAUUGUAAAUUCCUGAUCCUUGAUUACCUAAAUUACGUCUCGAGUUUUUUAAUGCAAAUAAAUACCGGUCUUCAUUUCAAUUCUCCCUCCUUUCAUUCUCCUUUGAUUUGACAGGGUUAUUUCGCAGUUGCUGUAACAACCUACGGUAACCCUCAGAUUUUUGUUGUUCAAUUUAUCCUGAAAAUGUUUCGAAGCUCUUCAAAUAGAUUGUUGUCAUCUUUAGUAAUUGGUAAUUAUGGUGCCAUCAAAUCUUCUACAAAUUAUUCAGCUCAGUCAUCUGUUCGCCCUUUUUCUUCGAUGAGAGCAACUGUUAAACCUGUCAGCAAAAGGAAAUUUAUUCCCUCAAGAGCUGCUUUGAUGCUUAGUCCAAACGCUGUAUCCAGGAUUAAAGAAGUACUGAAGGAUCAGCCAGGUGCUAUUGGAUUACGAGUAACUGUUAAACAAAAAGGAUGCAAUGGACUAACUUAUCAUCUAGAUUACGCCAAAGAAAAAAAUAAGCUCGACGAAGAAGUUGUUCAAGAUGGAGUUUGUGUAUUUUUAGAUAGCAAAGCUUUAUUAACAUUAUUAGGAACUGAAAUGGAUUUUGUCGAAACAAAAUUAUCCUCUGAGUUUGUUUUCAAAAAUCCAAAUGUCAAAGGAACCUGUGGUUGUGGUGAAAGUUUCACCAUUUAAUGAUUGUCUAUUAUACUGUUUUAACUUAAAAUAAUUGUUAUAAAUUGGUCAAAUGUAUAUAUUUUA